AUCUCCUUUCCAAUGGCAGAAGCUGAACAGAACGAACUGCAGAAGCAAAGCAGGGACAGAGCAGGUUGUCUCCGUAUAACAAGCAGCUCGGAUCAUUUGAAGAAGCAAAUUGUUCAGAAAGAGCAAGAGAGAUUUUGCCAGGGCAGCUGCAGAUAUCUUGGAGAGGGAUUAUACUUGGCAGCAAGCCUGUCUGAAAUCUGAGGCUGGAAACUGGUGACUGGAGAUUAGAAUUACACUGGGCACCUGCCACUACUGGGAUAAGAACUGGUGAGUGAGGAUCCACUGAGAGGUGAUCAUGGGCAGAGUUUGGGGGGACCCCUGGACUGGGGACUGGAGCAGAUACAUCACAUGAGUAACCCCUUCAGUUCAUAGCAAACUACUGUAAUUAAUUCAUUAGUGACACAAGGAACAUGGCUAGGGGACUUUCUCUCUGAAGAAGAUUUUUGAACAUUCUGAAACUUAUAUAUUUGUGAUACUGACAUUGCUGAAACUGUUACAGUGACUACUGGCAUUUCUCUCUUUUUUUUUUUUUGGAAAAUAAAUAUUAAAGAGAAAUAGAGGUGUAUGUAAGUGCAUGUAAAAAAAAAACUGGAACUUAUAUUUGGAUUUUUUAGUGGCUACAUGAAAUAAGACAGUGAAAAUAUUGCAGAGUGAGUGGGCCUUAGUGAGUAAUGGGCCAUGCAAGACCCAAAGGUGGACCCAAAAAGUUCACUAUUUUAUUUGCAAGAGAACCCUACCCUGUGAAUCUGCAAGACUGUUUCAUAUUUAUUCUUUUAAGGCUUUGGCCCUGAAUCACCUGACUUACAUCGAACAAGUUAAGACAGGAUUUGUUGAAGUUCUGCUUGGACGUAGGUGGUCAUCCUAAAGACCUGGCUCUUCUGAGAUGGUCCUCCUGCUGUCUCAGGACAGACUGGCCCCUAUCAGCCUGAUUAUCUUGUGUUGGUAUCUUCUUGUGGUAGUUGUACAAAGUUGUGGCCCAGGAAAAGGCUAUGGGGGCAUGAGAAGACAGUUCAAAAGGCUGCCUCCUCUUGUAUAUAAACAGUUCAUUCCUAAUGUGGCUGAAAAGACCUUAGGAGCCAGCGGGAGGACUGAGGGGAAGAUCACCAGACAUUCUGAGAAAUUCAAAGAACUGACUCCAAAUUACAAUCCAGACAUUAUAUUUAAGGAUGAAGAAGGCACUGGUGCAGACAGACUGAUGACCCAGCGCUGUAAGGACAAGUUGAACUCUCUUGCAAUUGCCGUCAUGAACCAGUGGCCAGGGGUAAAGCUGCGAGUGACAGAAAGCUGGGAUGAAGAUGGACACCACUCAGCAGAUUCUCUGCACUACGAGGGAAGGGCUGUGGAUGUGACCACAUCAGACCGUGACCGCAACAAAUAUGGCAUGCUGGCCAGGUUAGCCGUGGAAGCAGGGUUCGACUGGGUAUAUUAUGAGUCUAAAGCACACAUCCACUGUUCUGUUAAAUCAGACAACUCCCUAGCUACAAAGACUGGUGGAUGCUUCCCUGGCAAAGCUCAGGUAAAGUUGGCAAGUGGUGAAACCAAAGCAUUAUCUGACCUUCACGUCAGUGACUGGAUUUUAACAGCUGACAGUGCAGGACGUCUUACACCAACUAUAGUCUUGCUUUUUCUGGACAUUGAUCCUAAGAAAAGGACAUCUUUUAUAGUUUUAGAAACAGAGGAACCAAAAAGAAGACUACAGCUGACACCAUCUCACUUGCUUUUUAUAUCCAAAAACAGAUCAAAAAGUAUGGAAACUUUCCAGCCAACUUUUGCCAGUCGGGUGCAAAUUGGUAACUUUGUGUUGGUCUAUAAAGAAGGGCAUUUUAUACGACCUGCUAGAAUAAUUAAUGUUUCCACUGAAGAAGACAUUGGAGUGUAUGCUCCACUAACAUCCCAUGGCACAUUACUAGUCAACGAAGUGCUUGCAUCAAACUAUGCUGUCAUAGAGAAGCACCAAUGGGCACAUCUGGCAUUUGCACCAUUUAGAUUCUUCCACUCACUUGUCUCAUCUCUUCCUUCAUUUCUUUCCCCCCCUGUUAAUAUCACACAAGAGGCAGGAGUUCAUUGGUAUUCCCGCUUCCUGUAUAAAUUGGCUAAGGUGGUUUUGGAUGAAGAGCUGUUUCAUUCAUGAAUUGUGUCUGGUGUCACAGGUUCAAGAGGAACGCAGCACAUGUGGUACCAGUAUUUCAGCUUUAAGGUAUAAGCUGUGCCUGUCUGGUUGCUAUGUUUGAAUCGUGCAAUGUGGACAGGGUUAGAACACAGUAUAUUCUGUGCAAAUAAGCUGCAGGAAAGGUGUAAUAUGAUUCUACAUAAAAGUCUGCAUCAGAGAACAUUUUGUUUUCAAUCUAGGCAGGUGGCAUGGCCAAACUUUCUCUGCACCAAUUCACUUUUUAUCACUAGCCUUCACUGUUAGCAAGACAGUGGCUGCCACGCCGAAGGUGCUAAGAAGCAGUAAUUAGUAAUUCAUAACCUUCAGAUCAAUGACUCAGCCCUAGGAAAAUACUGAGACCAAGCCCCAUAUGCAUCAACACUGCUGGGUACUGUAGUAACUAUCUGAAGGUAACAUUGUACUAGGAAUGGUAGAGUGUUUUUAAAAAUCUGCAUUUUUGCUGUUUUGGCUAAUAAAAAGGGAUGCACAGUUAACAGAGAGCUUUGUAACCCCAGAAAGAAUUCUUAUAACCAGUUGCCUUUUCAGUACACAGAGAUAAAGCCCUAAUUGUGCUGGCCAGGGAUCAUUUAGAACCCAAGCACUGGAGGAGCCAUAGUUAAUGAGGAGGGGUAGGCUUGAGUCCCUGAAACUGGCUUAUCCAUGCUAUGAAGAAGGAAGGUGGCCCAAUCUUUUGCAUUACUAAUACUUGGUGAAUAUUUUAUUAAGAUAGCACAUGGAACGAGGUAUGCACUCUGACCUUCUGGACUACCAAACAGUCCAUAGCACUGUAUGUGAAUGGGGCAUGCAUGCAUCACUGAGCCAGUUUUGCAGGCCCCCCCCCCCCAAUCAGCAGCCCUCAGUUUAGGCCACUGGGUGGGGUUGAGGGCUACAAACCUAGGAGAAAAACUCUUGUCUCUGUAGGAUAAUUGCCAGGGAUCCCCAACUCUCACCUAGCUUGAACACCUGGAAUGGGGCAGGAAAUGGACCACUAAAAGAUAGGAGCACUCAGUGGCUGCAGGGAUAGAGGAGAAAAACAGAGAGAAAUGUAUUUUUGUAACCACCAAAGAUUUCUUUGAUAUUAUGUAUUAUUUUUCAGCAAAGGCAUCAGAGAUUGAUAUAACAAAUUUGGUUUUUCACAGGUGGCUGAUUUUCAUCUAUGGUUAACCACUGUUCACAAAAAAAUCAAGUUUCCCUGUUUCCACAAGUUUAGCAUAAUAUCACUGUUGGGCAUACUUCUCAGGAAAGGGUGUUACCCUUUUCAAGAUCGAGAAAACUGGGGAUGGCCUCUAAGGCUAUGCUGUCCUGUGGCAUAUUUUGAGUCACUCAAAGACUGUGAAAGUAAUGGUGAAUCACAUCUCUGCUAUUCUUCCGUGGCUUGGUAGUUAUUCCCCCCCCCCCCCUCUACAGUCCUCCCCAAGUUAUAGACAUAAAAUGAUGACAAACUGGGUUCACACUACCACAUAAAAAUCUUAAGAUAUCGAUUGUGCUUUCUCCUCCAGUAUCAUCACCAAGACUUUUCUGUCCUCCACCAUCUGGAAGAGGUUUGACAGUGAUACCCAUAUCCCUCCAACCUUGGGUGAAGUGUAAUUCAUAACAUUUUCAGCCUCUCACUCCUGUCCCAGCCCUUUGUUUACCUGUAUUAGUCAGUGGCAUCUCAGUCAGAAUCCAUCCUUCUAUAGCAGCAAGCCAGAUUUCAGCAGGUUUUAAAACCUGAUUGUAUUCUGUAUCGUUGUUGGGAUUCUAUUUAAUAAGUAUUACCGUACCUUAAUAGUUUACCAUUUCGUGGGUCAUUUCUCUUUAACUGUACUAAGUAAAAUUUACUGGCUAAGCAUCUCCUCCCUGGAAGUUGUGGGUGUACUGUCUGGAUGGGCGGUAAGGGUAAAACUUAAAAAUAAUGGCAUUUGUAGUAAAUGACAGCUGUUAAACCAGAUAAGAAGUCAUAAUCUGAAAUCUGUUAAAUCAGCAUUUUACUUACAGUGAACUGCAGAGAGACUGCAGACAACCGGUUGUUGUAAUACAUACUGACUCUGAUCUUAUCUGCUACUGUUUUGUCUUUGUGACAUGCUUUUCUUCCAUUCUUUUCAAAAAGCCCCAUUUAGUUUCCUGUAGAAACCAGCUUUACAUAUAGCAGUUUGUACAGCUGCAUUGAUUGCAGAGGAGUAUAUCUUCCCACUUUCACUAACUGGCAAGGUAGUAAACAAACCUGUUGGCAAAAGUUAAAUUGUAAACAUGUGUGAUAUUAAUCAAUAACGGAUUUGAAACUGGAUGGGGUUAUAAAUUUAGCUGUUCGUUAUGUAAUCACUUAGCUUAUUACUGAAAAGCUAAAAGUCUGAAUCCAUCUGGUUGCAGCUCAGAUAUUCAUAGUUUGCUGGUACUUCAUUAUUAAUAAAUUAUUAAUAAAUUAUUAAUAAAACUUGCUUCAUGGGUAUAGUGCCCCUUUUGUAGCUAAGAUGCUGCACCUUAAACAUGGUUUCUCAAGGAACACUGUUUUAAUAAGCAGAUGGCACAAUAUGAGGUACACAGGGUCUUGCUUCCAUGUAUGAAAUCAGUAAGCAUUUUGGAAGUACAGGGUUUCACUUUAAACAAUAUCAGUCAGCGAUCAUGUGAGAGAUGGGACCUUUUUUGCUAAGUUGUUAAUAUACCAGUAUGGGAAGCACACAAUUUCACCAAUUAAGACUGAUUAAUAUAUCUUGGUAAAUGAAAUGAUUCAUUAAUGUUUCAUGCAUAGGAUUUGAUGUAAAUAUGUUCAUUCCAUACUGCAAAAAAACACAAGACUAUGCUAUAAAUUUUAGGAUUUUGUUGUAAAGAAAUAUGACUCACCAAUGUGGAAUAUAGGGUCGUCCAGUAUAUAAGUCAUCUCACUUUUCUGGGAAAUAAGCAAUCCUAAAUUAUUGUAGCUGCUUUAAAUAAUGACAAUAUGCAUGUAUUUUUUUUCCUUGAACACAAGGAAGAAAUCAUGAGAAACAUGUAGGAAAGCACCACUGAAACAAUUAACCCUGAGUUCCAGGUAAAAGCACCCAUAAAGUAGAAUUAUGCUUUAUUCUAGAAUAAUUUUGAGGUGUGAUACUAGUAUGAGACCUAUUAACACCCUCCUUUAUGGGGACAGUAACAGUGACAGUUGCAUUAAAUCAAGCCUUGAAACCUUCCUUCUCUAGCCAGCUAUGACACCCAGAUUACUCAAGGACCUUGCAAUGCUAUAGCUGGUAUUUCUGUCCUAAUUAUCAGAAUUAUACCCCUUAUCAGUACUUUUUGUUAAAACUGAAAUCACCCUAAAGAACUCUUUAAUAACUACAGUGUUUGAAAAUUACUCCAUAAACUAUGCAAAACUUAGGACUUUAAUCUAGAAUGGGGGAAUCCAUUUCAAUGCAUGAUGAAACAGCUAAUUAUAAUGUGGAAAGAAAUGACUAACACAUAAAGGAUUAGGUCAAUGUCAGAAAACUCCAUAAAUAUUUGUAAGGCAAACAGUCCAAAACCAUCUCCAGAAGGCAAAGUGAAGCUCAAGUACCAUUUUAUAACUUUAAAUAAUUAUAACAUACAUAAAAUAAAAAUGAAGGCUACAAAGCAGUCAGUAAAAUAACACUUGUAUAAAAUUGCUGGCUUUUGAACUAUAUAGUACACUUGCCCUUCUUCCUCAUGAAAUGAUAUUUGUGAUUCAUUUUGUCUUUGGGUGCCAUUUUAUCCUGGCAGUGUUAGAUGAUUUUCAAAGCCAAUUACACAAGAUUAAAGUUAUGUGGAAGUACCUGACCCGAUGAAGUGUUUUUUAUGCCACAAUCUGUGAUAUUGAGUCACUGAUCCAUACCUGUUAUUUACCCACAGAUGAAAGCUUACUUUUUGGUCAUCUGAGGCAAACUACCAGUUUAUGCAGGUAUGAUUAGAAAAAGAGCUAGUACUGUAAUGCAUGCUAUGGUGUGUGUAUGUGUGUGUGCAUUGGGGGGGGGGAUUAAUAAUAUUGAAAAUAUAUGUACAAACUGUCUGUUAAAUUGGGACAGCUGGAUGGGUUUGUAAAGAAAUGCUCUGUAUUAUUUCUGUUUUCCUUCUUGCAUGGUAAAGACCAAAAGUACUUGGAAGUGCAGACAACCGUUUCCAGGUAAAUGUCAUCGUUUUUACUUCUCAGAUGCAUUUUUGUGUUGAAUUGUACUGUUAGGCAGGCAGGAUUAACUAAUGACCUUGACAAUGCUGACAAAUAAAAAAGAAGGAAUACACUCCAAGAGGGAUAUAAUCUAUUGUAUUUGACAUUUUAAUAAAUACUGAGAAUAUAUUUUUCUACAUAUAUAACUUUUAAGAAAUCAUUCCUUGGAUUAUGUAAACUUGUAUUUUAAAAAAAGUCUUGUCGUUUUAACCUAAUCUGGCCUGGUCCAGCUAAAGUUUAUUUUUCUACUCAUAAAUUGUAAUAUAAUUUUGUUUUGGAAUUGUUUAAUUUGACUGGAAAUCAGAUAUUAUUUGUAAUAUCAGCAGGUUAAAACUCUGUUAUUUUAAUGUUUAUUGUUAAUUUAAUGUUUUUGUUUCUUUAAUAAACCAAUUCCAGUAUUUGUGGUAUAGAGAU
Protopterus annectens (West African lungfish) is the source of this 6692-nucleotide messenger RNA. It is a transcript of the gene DHH, whose product is annotated as desert hedgehog signaling molecule. Gene Ontology annotation, biological process: multicellular organism development; smoothened signaling pathway; intein-mediated protein splicing. Gene Ontology annotation, molecular function: calcium ion binding; patched binding. NCBI's taxonomy places the organism in Eukaryota, Metazoa, Chordata, Ceratodontiformes, Protopteridae. Bases 884 to 2131 code for a protein of 415 amino acids. The record is from RefSeq and is a predicted model, not a curated record. The transcript has 3 exons.